AUGUCUCUGACCAUCCUAGAAGAAGAGAUGGCGUGCAGAGACAGGCCCAGAAGAAGAGAUGGCGUGCAGAGACAGACCCAGAAGAAGAGAUGGCGUGCAGAGACAGGCCCAGAAGAAGAGACGGCGUGCAGAGACAGGCCCAGAAGAAGAGACGGCGUGCAGAGACAGGCCCAGAAGAAUAGACGGCGUGCAGAGACAGGACGCACAGGCCGAUUGAAGCGUCUCACUGACGGCGGGGACUCUGAACACGGGCCUAACACUUCUAAGUCAAGGAUACUGGACCCAGGGGCCGCGAUGGGAGCGGAACUGGCAGAAAGUAAUGAGGACAACUCCAGCAACUCGAAGAGUGAAGUUCUGAUCAACCAGCUGAGAGAGGUGACGGGCAUCCAGGAUCCACAGGUCCUGUACAGAGCGCUCAAAGCGAGUCAAGGGGACGUUGCUCUCGCGGUGGGUUUGCUCACGGCUCAGACCGGAGAAGUGCAGGAGCCGGAGGAAGCGCCGCAGGGGGCCCCUGGACAUGGUAAAGAUGAACUCCAAGCUGCCAUCGAGCUGAGUCUGCAGGAGUCUCAGAAAGCUCAGGAGGAGGAGAAAGAAUUCCACCGAGCUCUGGAGGCCAGUGCGGAGGAGAGCGCCGCCCGCUCAAAGAGGAGACGGUGUGAAGGCCAGAGCGACAUGAGCAGCCCCACAGACUGGAUCCGGCAGGAGGAGUGGCCCGUCGGCAUCCGCAACGUGGGGAACACGUGCUGGUUCAGCGCAGUCAUACAGUCACUCUUUCAUCUUCCUGUUUUCAAAAGGCUGGUCCUCAACUACCAUCUGUCGGAGCGUUUGUUAGAGAAGUGCAAGACAAAUUCAGAUAAGAGGAACCUGGCGUUCAUGCAGGAGCUGCGCUGUCUCUUUGCUCUGAUGGUGGGAUCCACGCGCCGCUUUGUGGAUCCGUCUGCUGCUGUGGAGCUGCUGCGGGACGCCUUCAGGACCAGCGAGGCGCAGCAGGAUGUGAGUGAGUUCACCCACAAGCUGCUGGACUGGCUCGAGGACGCCUUCCAACUGGCUGCAAAUGGAAAGGAGGAAAAGGACAAACUGAAGAACCCCAUGGUCCAGCUUUUCUACGGCACUUUUGUCACAGAGCGCAUGCACGAAGGUAAGACUCUGUGCAACAUGGAGCAGUUUGGCCAGUAUCCGCUGCAGGUCAACGGCUUCAACAACCUGGACGAGUGCUUGGAGGGCGCCAUGGUGGAGAAGGAGAUCGAGUCGCUGCAUUCCGACCACUGCAUCACGUCCGGGCGAGAGAGGUGGUUCAAAACGUUGCCGCCGGUGUUGACGUUCGAGCUCUCCAGAUUCGAGUUCAACACACAGUUGGGACGUCCCGAGAAGAUUCACAAGAAACUGGAGUUCCCGCAAAUUAUUUACAUGGACAGAUAUCUUCACAGAAAUAUUCAGCUGACGCAUGAAAGGAGGAGUACGGUCAAGAAGCUGAAGGAACAACUUGCAGUCCUUCAACAGAAAUACGAGUGCUACAAAAACUAUGGCUCUGGUCCGACCAAGUACCCGCUGACGGACAUGCUGCAGUUCGUUCUGGAGUUUGCCACCACAAAGCCCUCGAGUGUGUCCCCGACCGAGGAUCUGAGAGCAGCUGCCUCCUCCCCCACCCCGCCCCACCCCCUGAGUGACAGCCUGGGGCCUAAAGACAGUGACCCGGACGAGGCGUGUGAGAGCCUGGGCGACGGUGUGUCCUCGUGCCAAAGAACACCCAUCUACAAGCCCUUCACGCAGUGCAGACCCCCCGUGGAGUGCCCCCCUCACCCGGCCCCCCACAGCGUCACCGAGGAGGAGCUGUUCCACGUCAAGAACUGCCUGCAGCGCUGGAGGACGGAGGCCGACAACGACAUCAACGAGCUUAAAGCGAGUAUUGACCGAGUGUCUCAGGAGCUGGAGCGCAUGUACUCUGACACCAGUCUGUGCCAGGUGCCCUACCGGCUCCAUGCGGUCCUGGUCCACGAGGGCCAGGCCUCCGCUGGCCACUACUGGGCGUACAUCUACGACCACCGCCACCGGCGCUGGAUCAAGUACAACGACAUCAACGUGAGCGAGUCGUCCUGGGAGGAGCUGGAGAGGGACUCGUUUGGAGGAAUGACCAACGCCAGCGCUUAUUGCCUCAUGUACAUCGACGACCGCAUGCCUCAGCUCGUCACAGAAGACACAGACGACGAGACGGGCCAGCCGCUGGUGGGCAUGGACUCCCUUCCUUCGGUUCUGCGCCGCUACGUUCACGAGGACAACCGCUGGUUCCAACAGGAGCUGAGCGAGUGGGAGGAGCAGUUCUGCCAGGCCUCCCAGGCAGGCGCCCAGGGCGAGAGCACGGUGACGCUGUGUCCAGAGCCUCCACAGCCACACACGGAGCCACAACAGAAGGCCGAGCAGGAACCAGAGAGCACUGAGGCUGCAGAGGGACCGCAGACUGAGGCCCAGGCCCAAGAGGAGCAGACACAUGCUCUGCUUCACCAGGAGGCGGCUGCAGACCCCCCCGAGCCCCCCCAGAGCGACACCAGCGCAGCAGAACCAUGUGACACUGUGGAGCAGGGCCAAGGCUCCAGCUCGGCCCCCAGAGAAGCUCCCAGAGAAGCUCCCAGCCCGACUUCUGAACCCACAGAGGAGACAAAGGAGUCGUCGGAGGACCAGGUGGAGGAGGAGAGCUCGGAGGGGGCCGCCUCUGGACCCUCUGCUGCUGUGGAGCUGCAGGACCAGGACAGUCCAGUGGAAAACCAGGAGCCUCCCGCAGAGCGCCCACAGCCCGAGAACGAAGUGUCCGAGGUGGAUAUCCCCAAUGUGGGCCGCAUCAUGGUCCGAGCAGACGCCGACGGAUACAACGAAGAGAUGAUGCUGACCCCCGCCAUGCAGGGGAUCAUCUUGGCCAUCGCCAAAGCCCGAAAGAUCUUUGACCAGGACGGUCCUGAGGCGGGUCUCAUCAAGGCCUUCCAUGAGGAGUACAACCGUCUGUACGAGCUGUCGCAGGAGGAGGGCAGCCUCGCGGAGGACGCCCGGCUGCAGCACUGCCUCGUCUACUUCUUCCAGAACAAGACGCCCAAACGCAUCAUCGAGAGGACGCUGCUGGAGCAGUUCACGGACCGUAACCUCAGCUUCGACGAGAGAGCCAUCAGUAUCAUGAGAGAGGCCAGAGCCAAGCUGCGACUGAUCAAACCUGAAGACAUGGACAUGGAUGAAUACCUGCGGUGGCAUGAGGACUACAAAAUGUUCAAGACCGUGUUCGUGUACCUCCUCACCGGCCUGGAGCACUACCAGAAUGGAAAAAUGAGAGAAGCUCUGACGUACCUGGCCCACGCCUACGACACCAACAGCACUCUGCUGAAGAGCGGCGCCAAACGGGGAGUGGACGAUUCCCUCAUUGCAGUUUAUCGGAGGAAAUGCCUCACAGUGAGUCACAACAACACCUGUGCCUGCAUGUAG
Messenger RNA from Knipowitschia caucasica, 3462 nucleotides. The record is from the annotation of a GenBank genome assembly. Lineage: Eukaryota; Metazoa; Chordata; Actinopteri; Gobiiformes; Gobiidae.